This is a messenger RNA of Malaya genurostris, 960 nucleotides long. RefSeq names its product probable tRNA(His) guanylyltransferase (gene THG). Gene Ontology annotation, biological process: tRNA modification. NCBI's taxonomy places the organism in Eukaryota, Metazoa, Arthropoda, Insecta, Diptera, Culicidae. Gene Ontology annotation, molecular function: tRNA guanylyltransferase activity; magnesium ion binding. The transcript is spliced from 2 exons. The record is from RefSeq and is a predicted model, not a curated record. The coding region runs from base 1 to 936 and encodes 311 amino acids.
AUGUUCCGUUUUGUUCCGCUAACUAAUGCUGCUCUAUCAUUACAACACGUUCUAUAUAACUACAACACGUUUCACUCAAAAAACAUGGCAAAUAGUCGUUUUGAAUAUGUUAAGAGCUUUGAAACCUCAGACACAUUGUUGCAGGAUUGCUGGAUUGUGGUAAGAGUCGACGGAAAAGGUUUCCACAAAUUUUGUGACGUUCACAAUUUCACUAAACCGAAUGAUGAACGAGCAUUGAAUUUAAUGAAUUUAGCUGCAGUAACAGUGAUGCAACAAUUCAACGAAAUCGUGUUUUCCUACGGACAAAGUGAUGAGUACUCGUUUAUAUUCCGGAGAAGUACUUCUAUUUACGGAAGAAGAAGAGAUAAAUUGAUUAGCUAUGUGGGAAGUUUGUUUACAUCGGCAUAUUUAUUCAAUUGGCACUUUAUAUUCAAGGAUACAAAUAUAUUGAAAUACCCUCCUGUGUUUGAUUCACGUGCUGUGCUAUAUCCAACUGAUAAAAACCUUCGUGAUUAUGUCAGUUGGCGACAGGCUGAUGUUCACAUUAAUAAUCUUUAUAAUACCACAUUUUGGAAUUUAGUCGCCUCGGGUCUUAGCAAUGCAGAGGCAGAAAAACAACUACGUGGAACACUAUCUGAGGAUAAGAAUGAAAUAUUAUUUCAAAAGUUCCAAAUCAACUACAAUAAUGAACCAAUAAUGUUUCGAAAAGGUACUAUUCUUUUAAGGAAAAGAAUAAAUCUCAUUGACAGUCAUAAACAUACUCUUAUUGUGCCUUGUUUUGAGGACAUGAUAAAAGAAGAUUUUUGGAAUCGACAUCCAGAAUUAUUAGAUGAAAAAUUGCAAAAUGUCAACGCCUACGAUAUUGGAGAUCGAAUAAAUCAUGUCCUCGUAUUAUAUCAAAUGGAAAAAUAUAAACAAAGAAAAUCUAAACAAUAAAGCAAUCUGAAAAUUUGCAUCACA